Eutrema salsugineum is the source of this 5397-nucleotide messenger RNA. RefSeq names its product DNA-directed RNA polymerase IV subunit 1. NCBI's taxonomy places the organism in Eukaryota, Viridiplantae, Streptophyta, Magnoliopsida, Brassicales, Brassicaceae. The transcript has 18 exons. Gene Ontology annotation, molecular function: DNA binding. Gene Ontology annotation, biological process: DNA-templated transcription. The record is from RefSeq and is a predicted model, not a curated record. Gene Ontology annotation, cellular component: RNA polymerase II, core complex. The coding region runs from base 664 to 5061 and encodes 1465 amino acids.
UGAACCUUUUAUCUAGAAUAUAAUUUCCAUUAUCUGUAUUAUGAUUAUCGCUUUUCUGGGUAUGUGAAAGAUUUCUCUUUGUUAUUUAAUCAGUGAAUCUCUUAGCUUUGUAUUGUGAGUGUAAAGUUUUCAAUAAUGCGUGUUCAAAGGUUGAACCUUUUUCUGUGUCUUCUGCAAAAACAUUUUUGCUCAGGUUUGAGAUUCCUUUGUCUAAACAUGUUUUCUCUUUUCUUUGUUUUUUUGGGUUCUAGCUAGAUCCUAUCUGUAAUUCAAUUUAAAAUCUCCUAUUUUUUAAUCCAACUUGUUUUUGAUAGGCCAGUCACAGAGACAGAUUUUGCUCACGAUUUUUUGUCCAUACCAAAAGUUGUCUCGUUUUCAGUGGUCUAUCUUGACCAGAGAGAGAAAGAGAGAGAAAGAGAGAGUUGUUUUGUUUUGUCUGAUUGGUGAAAUGCGAAAGAUUGGUUUUGUUUCAUAUUCUGCACAUUGGAUAUAUCACUAGAGAUUAUUGGAUUGAUCAUGUUUCAUAUUCUGCACAUUAAAUAUAUCACUAGAGAUUAUUGGAUUGAUCACUAGGUGUUGCUGAAUAAAAAAACUGAUGCUUUCACUUAAAUGGUUUAACUGGCUAAUACUGAUGUUUUUUCUUGUUGUAGGUAAUUCUGCAACAUGGAAGAAGAUUCCGAGGAGCUUCAGGUGCCCAUCGCCACUCUAAAAUCCAUAGGUUUUAGUAUUUCGAAGGAUGAAGAUAGAGUGAAAAUGGCGGCUUUCAUGGAGGUUGAAGCACCGAACCAAGUCAGUGAUUCCCGGUUAGGGCUCCCUAAUCCGGAUGGGAUUUGCAGAGCAUGUGGCAGCAAAGAUAGAAAAACUUGUGAAGGGCAUUUCGGGGUUAUUAAGUUUCAGUAUUCGGUAAUUAACCCUUAUUUCCUCAAGGAGAUAGCUGCAUUGCUUAACAGAUUCUGCCCUGGCUGUAAAAACAUUCGCAAGAAGCAGUCUCAGAGUAUUGAAGACCGGAUUGAGAGAUGUAGAUACUGCACUUCAAAUACAGGUUACCCUCUAAUGAAGUUUAGGGUAACUACUAAAGAAGUCUUCAGGCGAUCCGGGAUUGUCUGUGAAGUAAGUGAAGACAAUCUCUUGAAACUGAAGAAACGAGGAGUCUUAACAUUACCUCGUGAUUAUUGGGAUUUUGUGCGUAAAGACUCCAACAUCGACGAAAGCAGUUUGAAACCAGCCAGGCGGAUUCUAACGCAUGCACAGGUUUAUGGUCUGUUGUGUGGGAUUGAUGAGAGGCUCAUCAGGAAGGACAUUCCAAUGUUUGACUCUCUUUCUCUAACAUCUAUUCCGGUUCCACCAAAUGGUUACCGUAUAACCGAGUUAGUUAACCAGUUCACUGGACCGAAACUAAUUUUUGAUGAACGUACUCGGAUCUACAAGAAAUUAGUUGGCUUCGAAGGAAAUUUGCUUGAGUUGAGUUCUCGUGUGAUCGAAUGCAUGCAAUACUCCAGACUCUUUUCUGAAAAUGUGUCUUCGAGUCAAGAAUCCGCAAAUCCUUACCAGAAGAAGUCAGAUACACCGAAGUUGUGUGGUCUAAGGUUCAUGAAAGAUGUUCUUCUUGGUAAAAGAAGCGACCAUACAUUCAGAACAGUUGUUGUUGGUGACCCUUCUUUGAAGCUUAACGAGAUUGGUAUACCGAGGAGGAUCGCAGAGAGGCUUCAAGUAACAGAGAAUCUCAACAACUGGAACAGAGAACGUCUCGUCACUUCCUGUUUCCACAAACUGCUGCUCGAGAAAGGAGAGGUUUAUGUAAGAAGAGGAGAUAGCUUAGUGGCUAUCAGAGAAAUCGAUGACCUACAAACCGGAGACAACAUUUUCCGGACAUUAAGAGAUGGAGACACGGUGUUGAUGAACAGACCUCCUUCGAUUCAUCAGCACUCGCUUGUCGCUAUGUCGGUUAGAGUCCUCCCGACCACUUCUGUUGUCUCCUUGAACCCGAUCAUCUGUUUGCCGUUUCGUGGUGACUUUGAUGGAGACUGUCUUCACGGUUACGUUCCUCAGUCUGUUCAAGCCAAGGUUGAGCUCGAUGAGCUUGUGGCUUUGGAUAAGCAGUUUGUUAACAGGCAGAAUGGUCGUAACUUGCUUUCUUUAGGACAGGACAGCUUGACUGCAGCUUAUCUUGUUAAUGUCGAGAAGAACUGUUUUCUGAACCGAGCUCAGAUUCAGCAGCUGCAAAUGUACUGUCCCUUUCAGCUUCCUCCGCCUGCGAUCAUCCGAGCUUCUUCUUCUUCUUUGAGCAGCAGAGAGGAGCCUCAAUGGACCGGAAUGCAGUUGUUUGGGAUGCUUUUCCCUCCCGGGUUUGAUUACAGUUACCCUCUGAACAAUGUGGUUGUAAGCAACGGAGAGCUUUUGUCUUCCUCUGAAGGCUCUGCUUGGUUACGUGAUGGAGAAGGUAACUUCAUCCAGGGUUUGCUCAAGCACGACAAAGGGAAAGUGCUUGAUAUCAUUUACUCCGCUCAAGAAAUGCUCUCUGAGUGGUUGCUGAUGCGUGGACUUAGUGUGUCCUUGGCUGAUUUGUACUUCUCCUCUGACUCUCAGUCUCGGAGAAACUUGACAGAUGAGAUAACAUACGGUUUGCAGGAAGCUGAACAAGUCUGCAACAAGCAACAGCUUAUGGUCGAGUCCCGUAGAGGUUUUCUUGCGGUUAACGGAGAAGAAGAGGAGGAGGAAGAUUUGACUGCUGAUUUGGCACGGUUCUGCGUCGAGAGACAGAGAUCAGCGACGCUAAGUAAACUUGCAGUGAGUGCUUUCAAGGACGCUUAUAGAGAUGUUCAAGCAUUGGCUUAUAGGUACGGUGAUCAAUCAAAUUCAUUCUUGAUCAUGUCAAAAGCUGGAAGCAAAGGAAACAUAGGGAAGCUGGUUCAGCACAGCAUGUGCAUUGGUCUGCAGAAUUCUUCGGUUGCGUUGUCCUUCGGGUUUCCACGUAAGCUGACUUGUGCUGCUUGGAACGACCCGACCAGUCCGCUUCGUGGUGCAAAGGGAGAAGACAAAACCGCUUCUGAGUCCUUUGUCCCUUAUGGAGUCAUCGAGAACUCGUUUCUAACGGGUCUGAAUCCGUUGGAGUCUUUUGUGCAUUCAGUGACAAGCCGUGAUAGCUCCUUCAGUGGUAAUGCUGAUCUCCCGGGGACACUUAGCAGAAAGUUGAUGUUCUUUAUGCGUGACAUAUACGCUGCUUAUGACGGGACAGUGAGAAACUCGUUCGGCAAUCACUUAGUACAGUUUUCUUAUGAGACUGAUAGUCCUGUAGAAGAAAUAGCCGGCGAAGCAGUAGGGUCACUUUCUGCCUGUGCUCUCACUGAAGCUGCUUACAGUGCUCUAGACCAACCCAUUAGCCUUCUUGAAACUUCUCCGCUUCUGAAUCUUAAGAAUGUGUUAGAGUGUGGAUCGAAGAAAGGUCAACGAGAACAGACAAUGUCUCUCUAUUUGUCUGAAACACUAUCUAAGAAGAAGCACGGGUUCGAAUAUGGGUCACUGGACAUCAAGAACCACUUGGAGAAACUGAGUUUCUCAGAGAUCGUUUCGACAUCCAUGAUAAUAUUCUCUCCGAGGAAAUUCACCAGGAUACCUUUGAGCCCAUGGGUUCUCCAUUUUCAUAUCUCCAAGAAAGCAAUGAAGCAGAAACAACUGAACGCCGAAUCUGUUGUCUCUUCGUUAAACAAGCAGUAUACGAGCAGGAAGAACGAACUGAAGCUUGAUCUAACUGAUUUACAAAUACAAAGCACAAACCACUGCUCUUGGGAUGAUAAGGCAAUGGAUGAUGAUAGAUUCUGCAUCACAGUUACCGUUGUGGAAGCCUCCCAUUUUUCUUCUUUGGAACUUGAUGCUAUUAGACUUGUCUUGAUCCCUUUUCUUCUCGACUCUCCUGUCAAAGGCUACCGUGAGAUUAAAAGAGUGGAUAUUUUAUGGGCUGAUCGACCAAAAGCUCCCAAAAGGAACGUGAAUUCUUUGCCCGGUGAGCUUUUCUUGAAGGUUACUAUGUAUGGAGAUGGAGGCAAGAAGAACUUUUGGAGUGCUCUUCUUGAAACCUGUCUUCCUGUUAUGGAUGUGAUCGAUUGGACUCGAAGCCAUCCUGAUAAUAUCCGUCAAUGCUGCUCAGUGUAUGGAAUAGACGCUGGACGAAGCAUUUUCCUAGCAAAUUUGGAGUCUGCGGUGUCUGAUACUGGUAAGACGAUACUACGUGAACAUCUGCUUCUUGUAGCUGAUUGUCUCUCUGUUACUGGAGAGUUUGUGGCAUUAAACUCCAAAGGUUGGGGUAAACAAAGACAGGUCGAGUCCACUCCUGCACCUUUUACUCAAGCAUGCUUCUCGAGCCCAAGUCAAUGCUUUCUCAAAGCUGCUAAGGAAGGUGUCAGAGAUGAGCUUCAAGGAUCUAUCGACGCAUUAGCUUGGGGAAAAGUUCCUUGUUUUGGGACUGGAGAUCAAUUCGAAAUCAUCAUUUCUCCAAAGAAUCAUGGGUUUAGUACACCCGUAGAUGUGUUUGACUUUCUGAGUAGUACAGCGACACUUCCAAAGACAGGGAAGGUGCGUGCAACAAACUCCAUGCCUAAAUCAGACAAAGUCACGGUCCAGCCAUUCCCUUUGCUCGAUAACGCUAUCUCCAAAGCAAUCAAUACACUCGAUGGGAAAGGACUCGCCAUGUCGCAGCUCAGAAAUAUCUUAACAUGGGACGGCAUCGAAAAGCUUUCUCGAUCACUCAAACGAAUACUUUACAAUUACGAGAUCGAUGCUCCGUUGAAUGAGAAGGAUGAGAGACAUUUGAUGAUGGCUCUACUCUUCCACCCCAAUAGAGAUGAGAAAAUUGGACCAGGCUUCCAAGGAAUUAAGGUGGCUAAUUCUAAACAUGGGAAUGCUCGUUGCUUCGAGGUUGUAAGAACAGAUGGAACAACAGAAGAUUUCUCUUACCACAAGUGUGUAUUGGGAGCAACAGAGAUCAUUGCCCCUACGAAAGUGAACUUCUACAAGUCCAAGUAUCUAAACCCGAAACCCGUUAAAGAAAACCCGAAAACCCGUUGAAUCAAAAGAAGAAGAAAAAAAACUGUCUUUUUUUUUUUUUGUCGAUAUCAGAUCGAACAAUGUAGGAAGGUGUGUGUGUGUGUGUGUGAUUCUGUUAAAAAAAAAAGUGAUAGAUAGAAAGAUAGAUAUAGGGGAAAAGCCUUUUGGCUUUGCUCUAAGCUUCUUUUUGCUCCUUUCACUAUGUGAUACCUUUGCCUUACAAUUUAAUGGCUUAAAGGUUAAUUACUUAGUGGAAGUAGCAACGAGAAGCUGGCAAAGAGGCUUCUGUUCUGUUUCUUGUUUCUGUUUCUGUUUCUAUUUGUAAAACUAUGGAGUUUCCGGUUUAAUUAUGAAAUA